GCGAAAUUUCUUCGGAUAGGACUUGGCGUUUCCAAAUACCUUGCAAUAGAAUUCUCAGUUGUUUGAGAUGUUAAAUAAUAAAAUUAAGCAUUGCUAAGGAUGUGUGAUGAAAGUCUUAUCCUUCUUCUCUAGUCCAAGGGCUUUUUUUAAGUCACUUUCUCGAGUGUCAUUUUCAUUUCUCUUGAUUGUACUAUUCGAGGCCAUCAUCAUUAUAUCCUUUGAAUCCUACGUUUUCGGUCACUUUUAUGAUUUUCCUGAUUUAAAAUCCAUAUAUUCUAACUCGCUCUCUGUAAGCUUGACAUUGCUACUGCUUUCCACGGUAUUUUUGGUAUACAUGACAUUAGAAGCCCUAAAGACAAAAAAUACUGUUCAGGUUGCGGCUUUAUGUUGUUUCCAUAUUGACCUUUUUUUACUUUCGAUUAUUCAAAUUAGCCAGAUAUACCACAUCUACAGAUUUGCACUGAGUAAAAAUCAUGGUGGAAAGGCAGAUCCCAUGAAGUUCUACAUGAGUGCGUUUGUUAACCAUUACACAAAACUCCAUCACCUUUUAAAACUCCCUUCCGAAGUAAAACCCUUUUUUGGCUCUCUUCCUGCUAUUAUCUCCGCGUGCGGUAUUGUUUUAAGCUAUCUUGCCUAUAAGAUAAAUCGAGAAAAUGGUUGGAUUAUAUACCAAAAGAUCGGACCGGACUCUCGUAUGCGGCGAUGCUAUUUGAUGCAUCGGAUUUUCAUAACGUUGAUUAAAUUUGACUUUUAUUAUUUGAUAGGAACGUCUAUUCAAUAUGCCAUGGUAAUUUCAGAGAUUAAUACUUGCGAGCUUAUUUUGACCAUCCUUGUUAUUCCUCUUACAAUUAUCGUCUUAAUUGUGGCUUUAUAUGGCGUUACCCAUGAAUCACGAGCUCUUAUGUAUUUCUGUGAAUUUAUGUUCUUAUUGAACAUUGCAUAUAUUCUCUUCAAAAUAAUUCGAAUGUAUUUACCUGCUCAAAUACAAAGGUACACAAUUUCUAGUCGAGAAAUUGUCACUACGUUUUCUGUGUUAAGUUUAAUCUUGUUGUUUUCAACCAUUAUUGCUGGUUUCUCUUGUUGUAAUAACUUUUAUAAGGGACUAAGAAACUAUUUGAUAUAUCUGCAGAACAAGAGAAAGCAAGAGGCGAGUUCCGCAUAUUCCCCUAAUUCUCGAAUGACGCUUGAUGAUUAACCCGUAAUAGGUAAUUUAUUUUUUUAUUUUUUAUUUCUUUCGACAUUGCCAUACUUCUUCUUUUAAAAACUCAUUUAUUAGCAUUCGUUAUUGUUUCUUUUUGUGAUUUCUAUUUAUUCGUUGCUCUUAUUCCAUUCGUUUUAUUCAUAUAUGUUUCCGCCUUUGCAAGGCGCUUUUAUUUUGAUUUACUUUUUUAUUUUAUUUUACUUUGCUUAUUUCAUAAUUUAUUCUAUAUUAUAAUUAUUUUUU
Schizosaccharomyces octosporus yFS286 is the source of this 1444-nucleotide messenger RNA. RefSeq lists its product as uncharacterized. The record is from RefSeq and is a predicted model, not a curated record. Gene Ontology annotation, cellular component: Golgi apparatus. NCBI's taxonomy places the organism in Eukaryota, Fungi, Ascomycota, Schizosaccharomycetes, Schizosaccharomycetales, Schizosaccharomycetaceae. Bases 107 to 1195 code for a protein of 362 amino acids. The transcript is spliced from 4 exons.